Rhodamnia argentea is the source of this 1006-nucleotide messenger RNA. Its product is annotated as protein GRIM REAPER. The coding region runs from base 193 to 657 and encodes 154 amino acids. The transcript has a single exon. NCBI's taxonomy places the organism in Eukaryota, Viridiplantae, Streptophyta, Magnoliopsida, Myrtales, Myrtaceae. The record is from RefSeq and is a predicted model, not a curated record.
UCUGCAACCCAAUAGAUCUUCUCUAAACUCAGUUCAACUUGGUUAAAUCUCGAUUAAUUAAUCGGAAGGGAACUGUUGAUGACAUUCCCUUCUCAUGCACCACCUAAUAUUUUAUGAGGGAAGCUCACCCUUUAAAGCAUCCGUGAACUCUCUUAGCUCGCACUCUCGCAGGGCGCAGAAGCGAAGAGAGAGAUGGCUUCAGUUCUCAUCAACCUCGCCGCCAUUCUCUCUCUAACCCUCCCCCUACUCCUCAGCUUCUCCCGACCUCAUGUCGCACUCUUGACCGGUGCUGCCGAGGACGAGGAUGGCGGCUUCUACGUGCUCGAUGACCCGGCACCGAACCUCCACUCUAGAAGCCGGUUCUUGGCGAGCGUUAUCAAGAAAGGCACGAGCUGCGACCCCGUCACCAACAACGUCUGCGACGGGAUCUCGGCGAACAACGGGACGAGCAUCCUGCGGUGCUGCAAGACCCAUUGCCGCAACGUCCUCGGGGACCGGAACAACUGCGGGGCCUGCGGCCAGAAGUGCAAGCUCGGGGAGCUGUGCUGCAGCGGGGCGUGCAUCAACAUCGCGUACAGCGAGGACAACUGCGGCAAGUGCAACAGCAAGUGCUUGCCGGGGCUGAAAUGCCAAUACGGGACGUGCGGCUACGCCUGACCAGGCCCUAGAUUUUUUACCCGACGGGGACGCGACCGAGGUCGAAGUUUUCCGGAGAUAUUUGAGCAUGGAAAAGUGUAGGCGCAGGCAUGAAUGAGGGAAGAUUGAUUUAAGUACUUAAGUCUGCGUUGGUAAACAAGGUCCGGAGUUCGAGGUGUGUUUUCAUUACAUUGCCAAGAAUUCCAUUACUUUCACGAAGAGGAAAUCAAGAAGCUUUUUCAUUGUAAUAAUAAUGAGUUUCACAGUGGUACGUUUACCGUAUUGUGUGCCAGUGUGGUGCUCAGAUUUUCCAGUUUAAUUCAUGCCAAAUUUAAUUUCAAAUUUACAAAUCAUUAUUCAGAGAAAUUUC